Molecule: messenger RNA, 723 nt
Organism: Postia placenta MAD-698-R-SB12
Lineage: Eukaryota; Fungi; Basidiomycota; Agaricomycetes; Polyporales; Adustoporiaceae
Exons: 2
Coding region: 1-723 (240 amino acids)
Source: RefSeq, a predicted model, not a curated record
AUGUCCCUUGUUAAGAUACCCUUCAUUGCGGCUGGAACGCUAGGCACCUACGCCUGUCUGACGCCUCCCCAACCGAAGGUCUCUGCCGCAGAGCGACCAAAGGACGCGACCACUUGGGAGAGAGUGUUCUCGGCCACUGUGCGGUUCUAUGUGGGAACUUUCAAGGCCCUCGCCUGCUCUGGAGGCAUCCUAGAGAUUGCCGUCAUCCUUGCGAGCAGAUUUCCUGCGCACCCGCUGUCCCAGAAGAUCCUGCGCUCGCUGGUCCGGGGACACAUCUCCCUGACGGGCCGCAUCGACUUCUCGCCGCUCUUCUUUGCUGGCUGCGGUCUCGCGGCCAUCGGGGGCUUCAUCCGCUACCAGUGCUACCGCACCCUCGGCCGAUUCUUCACGUACGAGGUGACGAUCCGCAACGACCACCAGCUCAUCACGGAGGGUCCGUACGGGUGGGUCCGCCACCCCAGCUACACGAGCGGCAUCGCGUGCUGCGUCGGCCUCGGCAUCUGCUACGGCAGCGCGGGUUCCUGGCUCAGGGAGUGCCGUAUCCUGGAGACUCUGGGAGGGAAGGUCGCUUCGUGGCUGUAUGUCGCCUUCGUCGUAUAUGGGACAGCGAGCCUCGUCGUUCGCGCACCGCUAGAGGACAAAUUAUUGAGGGAGCGCUUUGGCGAACAGUGGGAUGAGUGGGCAAAGAAGGUUCCGUACCGUAUGGUCCCCUUCAUCUACUAG